This is a messenger RNA of Bradysia coprophila, 874 nucleotides long. It is a transcript of the gene Dnaaf6, whose product is annotated as Dynein axonemal assembly factor 6. NCBI's taxonomy places the organism in Eukaryota, Metazoa, Arthropoda, Insecta, Diptera, Sciaridae. Gene Ontology annotation, biological process: axonemal dynein complex assembly. The record is from RefSeq and is a predicted model, not a curated record. Gene Ontology annotation, molecular function: dynein intermediate chain binding; protein-folding chaperone binding. Gene Ontology annotation, cellular component: cytoplasm.
GAUACUGAAAUGUUUAUGAACAAUGAAAGAAUGGUGGGCCCUUAGUUACCAUAAAUUUAUCGAUCAAACACACCGCUGAGAAUUCAGACACUUCGCAUCGAGAAAAGUUUAUGCGAACGAAAGCCCUUAUCAGAAACAAUGUCUUUGUUGGAGGACAUCAACACAAUUAAAUUGCUUUCCAAUUUGUUGAAGCCACCGGAUCAAUCAAGCGAUUCUGAGGAUGAGAGAAGUACUGUUAACUCAAGCAGUGUGUCGAAAUUCGGACCUGGCGAUAUUUUGCCACAUAAAACGAAAACAGGUCAGGAGAAUCGUGAUGAAAAUUGGAAAGACUGCAGUCCACCAAAAGUUGUGAAAAAAUCUCCAACUUCGAUCGAGGAGUGGGAAGAAUUGCAACUGCGGUCUGACUUUGACGAAUUGGAUACACGAAAGAGACCCGACUAUACUGUGUCCUACAAGCAAGAUGUUAAGACCGAAGAUGUGUUCUUACAACUGUCCAACAAAACGACAUCUACAUCCAGCUGCGAUGAGAUAAUUAUUAAAAUUACAAUGCCGGACGAAACGGUGACCAUUGACGGCAUUAAACUAUCAGUAUCGAGAGAUGAUAUUGAUUUGGGAACGCCGGUGUAUCGACUUAAAUUACCGUUAAUGCAACCGAUAAAUCCCGAUUUGGGUAAAGCGUCGUGGGAUAAAGAGAAAAAGAUCUUAACGCUUCGAUUGAAAAUGGAUCGCGAGUUCGAUUAUGUGAAUUUUUAACACGGGAAAAAUAAUUGAUUUUGCUAUUUUACACAAAUCAGCUGUAGUAAGGCAAUCAUGCUGUUUUCAUUCUAUUUUCCAAAUAAAUUAUUUUGUGAUUUGGUAUGGACAGAGUUUCUAA